AUGGCAGGAAAAGGACCGCCAGGCACUGGCGAGCAAAUGCCGAUGUUUCAGACAUCUCAACCUGACGCGGUAUCAAGCGGGAAUUUCAAUGCACUUGAUCUAGAUGAUCUGUUUGUUGACUGCUAUUUUGAUGUUCCAGGUAUGCCAAAUAAUGGCGCAGCCAAUUCAGCCUCGGCAUCUCCGGUUCCAGCAGCUUCACCAGCGAGUGCUGGUGAUGCAGCCGGUUCGGGUGGAACACAUAAGAGAACAGCUUCCGAUGCCGAUUUGGACGACGAGGGUGGUACCAAGGAGCUAACAGCAAAGCAAAAGCUAGAAAGGCGUGAAAGAAAUAGAGAGCACGCAAAGCGUAGUCGACUUCGAAAGAAGUUCCUUCUUGAAAGUUUGCAGGAGCAGAUUCAUGCUUUGCAAGAGCAGAUGGAGAAUUUGAAGGGAGCAAUCAAGAAAGAAUUACCUCACAAGGCUGACGUAAUCAUCAACGGUAUAUGCGGUGACAAUGAAAAGUAUACACCCCUUCCUAUGCCAAGUGGAUUUGGCCCAGUCAAGACUCUGAUGGAACCAGAUUUUCGUCUCAUGUCCGCGCUAUCCGGAUCCCAACAGAACUUUGCCAUCAGCGACCCUACUCUUCCAGACAAUCCUAUCGUCUACGUAUCACAGGGUUUCCUGGACCUGACAGGAUACACUCUGGACCAAGUUUUGGGAAGAAAUUGUAGAUUCCUUCAGGGUCCGGGGACCGAUCAAAGCGCUGUGGAUGUCAUCCGAAAGGGAAUCAAGGAGGGAAUUGACACUUCUGUAUGCUUAUUGAACUACAAGGCAGAUGGAACUCCCUUCUGGAAUCAGUUCUUUGUUGCCGCUCUUCGAGAUGCUGCAAACAAUGUUGUGAACUACGUCGGGGUACAGUGUGAGGUUUCGAAAGCAGUGGUUGAAAAACACAUGGGAGAGAAAAAGAAGUAA
Messenger RNA from Cylindrotheca closterium, 951 nucleotides. The record is from the annotation of a GenBank genome assembly. Lineage: Eukaryota; Bacillariophyta; Bacillariophyceae; Bacillariales; Bacillariaceae.